AUGAUCUGAGCGUUUUGGUCAGAUAUUCUUAGUUUCAGCCAGCAACAGGCAAAAUGGAUUACACCCCAGAAGGAGACAGAGCUGAAUGUUCCCUCUGCCUUUAGUAAGGAAAGAGCAGAGAUGAAAUCCGUGGACUGUGUGCACGUCAUCCAACAGAGGGGUAUCUCCUCCUCUCCUCCUACUCUCCCUGGUGCUGGUUUGGGCAGGAAAGGACUCCUCUCGGUCACAUUCCUGUGGCUUGCAACGCUCCUGUCCUCUUCUCUUGCAGCAGUGUGUCUUUACCACGUUCUCACACUUAAAGCAGAACUAGCAACUCUCCGCAGCGAGCUGAUCUACAGAGUCCAGGCAAGAGCUCCGCUACCCCACUCCCAGGAUGAGAGUAAAGAGGGUACUGUAUCCUCUUCUUCCUUGCAGUUAUCAGCAGCUGCUGCCAGGCAGGAAAUCAGGCUGCCUGAUUCUGAGGCAGGUGAAGGUGAUGAAGAGAGAGGCUGGAAUGCAGGCAGAAGCAGAGGGAGAAGGUCUGCUCUGCCCACAGAAGAAAUAAUGCUACAGGCCUGUCUGCAAUUGAUUGCUGAUAGCAAAAGUAACAUCCAACAAAAAGAUGACUCAAGCAUUGUUCCAUGGCUUCUUAGCUUUAAAAGAGGAACAGCUCUGGAAGAGCAAGGAAAUAAAAUAUUGGUCAAAGAAGCAGGUUACUUUUUCAUAUAUGGUCAGGUUUUAUAUACAGAUACAACAUUUGCUAUGGGACAUCUAAUACAAAGGAAAAAGGCUCAUGUAUUUGGUGAUGAUCUCAGUUUGGUGACAUUAUUUCGUUGUAUCCAAAACAUGCCUCAUUCUUAUCCUAAUAAUUCUUGCUAUACUGCUGGCAUUGCAAAAUUAGAAGAAGGGGAUGAACUUCAACUUACAAUACCACGGAGAAGGGCCAAAAUAUCAUUGGAUGGAGAUGGCACUUUUUUUGGUGCAGUUCGACUCCUGUGAUACUCUACAGUUUUGCAUCAUGCUUAUCUCUGUUCUCUUUUUUUGUUUUUAUGUAAUUGAAAAAAAUGGAGAUACAGUUAAGCGGCCCAUUCAGUCUUUUUUUUUCUCUUUUUUUUUUAACCCCCUUUCUUCGGUUUAAUGAGCCAGCCCAAAACAGGAAACCCAGCAGACAUAGUUCUGAUGUGACUGUCAUGUGAAUUACCAGAAAUAUAGGUUAUUUUAGGCAAUAGAGGAAUAAAAAUACCAAUGGCUAUAUAGACAUGUCUUUGAAACAACUUCUUGUCCAUGAGGCAUUACUCAGGGCCUUGAUACUGCAGAGUUUGACCCAAAAUAUCUCACAUGUAAUGAGCACCAUUUUGAUUAGUAAAUCAUUAUCCAGGAGGUACUGAAGUAACAAACAAGUCAAUGUAAACACUGCUCAGAUUCAUAUUAAAUUUCACAAAUAUUUUAUUGUUAAAGCAGUAAAGAAUAAGAAAGAAUCACCAAAGAGUACAACCCUCAACAUACAUAUUAAUGUACAGUAUAUGAGAAAUUGCUAAAUAAUCUGCAGGCAAAGAU
Molecule: messenger RNA, 1536 nt
Organism: Terrapene triunguis (Three-toed box turtle)
Lineage: Eukaryota; Metazoa; Chordata; Testudines; Emydidae
Gene: TNFSF13B
Product: TNF superfamily member 13b
Biological process (GO): immune response
Cellular component (GO): membrane
Molecular function (GO): receptor ligand activity; tumor necrosis factor receptor binding
Source: RefSeq, a predicted model, not a curated record